Bombina bombina (fire-bellied toad) is the source of this 1729-nucleotide messenger RNA. It is a transcript of the gene NRAS, whose product is annotated as NRAS proto-oncogene, GTPase. The record is from RefSeq and is a predicted model, not a curated record. Gene Ontology annotation, cellular component: plasma membrane. The coding region runs from base 155 to 724 and encodes 189 amino acids. NCBI's taxonomy places the organism in Eukaryota, Metazoa, Chordata, Amphibia, Anura, Bombinatoridae. Gene Ontology annotation, biological process: Ras protein signal transduction. The transcript has 6 exons. Gene Ontology annotation, molecular function: GDP binding; GTPase activity; GTP binding.
UAAGUAAGGCACAGAGAUGGUGGGUGCGCCAAGUAAGUUAGGGAGAUCUUGGGAGAGAUGACCUAGGAGUGGCUAGAGAUUCGGAAUACGGUCGGUGUAUGGACCAGGAGUGGGCGGACAGGUGCUUGGAUUGGAGGGUAGAGACUGACUAGAAAUGACAGAAUACAAGUUAGUGGUGGUGGGAGCAGGAGGCGUUGGAAAAAGUGCAUUAACAAUUCAGCUUAUACAAAACCACUUUGUAGAUGAGUAUGAUCCAACUAUUGAGGACUCCUACAGAAAGCAGGUGGUGAUAGACGGAGAGACCUGCUUGCUGGAUAUCUUGGACACUGCUGGUCAAGAAGAGUACAGUGCCAUGCGUGAUCAGUACAUGAGAACUGGGGAAGGCUUCUUGUGUGUAUUUGCUUUAAACAACAGCAAGUCUUUUGCGGACAUUAACCUUUACAGAGAGCAGAUAAAGCGGGUGAAAGAUUCAGAUGAUGUCCCUAUGGUUCUUGUUGGUAACAAAUGUGACCUUCCUACCAGAACAGUGGAUACUAAGCAAGCACAGGAGCUGGCCAGAAGCUAUGGAAUUCCAUUUGUUGAAACCUCUGCAAAAACGAGACAGGGUGUAGAAGAUGCGUUUUAUACAUUGGUUCGGGAAAUCCAUCAGUAUAGAAUGAAAAAACUGGACAGCAGUGAAGACAGUAAUCAGGGCUGCAUUAGGAUGCCCUGCUGCCUUUUGUAGCCAGCUAUUGCUCCUAUCACCAAAGACCAAGAUUAAAGAAACCACUUUCGUAAGUCAGACUGCUACCAGAACUUCUCCACUUGAAUAAAAACCAGUUACCUCUAACUGAUGGUCUGAUCACUGAACAUUUGCCAUAUAUACUUCACAGCUAUAAGAAAACUAAAAACAUAUCUUACAAAAACUAGAGUCAGGUGAUAUGGCUCCAAGACUGUGUGGAAGUGUAAUGUGAAGUUAUUUCCUUACUAUAACCACAAAGAUCAUCUCAAGGGUUUAUACAACAUUAUUUGACCAUCUGGCUCUCUUGCAUAAGGACAAUGUUUUUUCCACCUUAAAGAAAAUUGCCCAUGCCUUAAGACUAAAUAUUUUAAAAGACCUUUUUUUAGUUAGUUGUAACAAAUUACCGUAAAGAAGCUGUUGGCUUCAUGUGACUUUUCAGUUUAUAUUGCAAGGACAAGUCUCAUUUCUGUAGUCGAGAAUACCAAAUUGGAAGCCAUGUGAAGAUUCUUAGUCUGACAUUGGCUUUCUGGACCACUGGAUACUAUAUAUUUGUUUGGAUUCAAGCUACAUAUGUGUUGAGGGUUCAAUAAUAUGGAUAUUUUAGACUGGAUGACUGUAAUUGUUUGGAUGGACCUUGAACAAUAUUUUUUUUUAUACCUUCUGCCUUACCUGCCUGGACAUUAGAGCCAGUUAAAAUUGAAAUACGAUGUUAAAAAAUGUAUAUGGAAAAAUAAUUUUCCUCAUCAAUUAUGAGAUUGUGUCAAGAUGAAUUAAAUCAGUAUUUGAGGUCUGCAGUAUCAAAGAAAAAAUUGUGAUGUAUUCAUAUAGUGUAACUAUACUUGCUGUCACUGAUAUCAAAUAGUUCCUUUAAAAUAUCUUGGCUAGAUUGUGUUCAAAAUUGAAACCACUUCAAAUGUGUUAGUUGCUGUUCAUUUCAUAGCCAUUAUGAGAGCAGCAAUAUGCUCAGUUUGCACAUUUUCCAUCAUAAAUAUCAAACAAAACAAAUAA